This is a messenger RNA of Dreissena polymorpha, 3622 nucleotides long. RefSeq lists its product as uncharacterized. NCBI's taxonomy places the organism in Eukaryota, Metazoa, Mollusca, Bivalvia, Myida, Dreissenidae. The coding region runs from base 313 to 1272 and encodes 319 amino acids. The record is from RefSeq and is a predicted model, not a curated record. The transcript is spliced from 10 exons.
ACAAUACUGACUCGACGGUUAAAAAACACCCCACAUUUUUCGGUCAACUUUUUGCCUGAACACCGAUUGCGCAUUAAUUUGCAUAGCAGACGGAAUGGCAAGUGAAGGCAGCACACCUGUUAACCUGGACGAUUGUUUGUCAAAAGGCAAGAAACUACCAUUGAAACAAGUGAAGAAGAAAAGCCAACUCAAUAUAUCAAUAGGAAAAUUGAAAUCCAUCUCAAAGCAGCAUAAUUUUAGCUUCUUAAAUGCUUCUGUGCAGGGCAAACAUUGCGGGCGCUGGCCCAGAGCCUUGCAAAGGCUCGUAAGGAGAUGCGGAACAUGCAUAAAGUUAACAAAGAUCUGCUGGCCCAGAACCAGGACCUGGUGAUCAAGGUCAAUCGCCUGAAACAGGUUGCAGGAAUGCGAGACGAUGAAAUUGAGACAGAAUUGCAAAAGAGGAACAAGCAAAUGAUGCAGUCCCUUAAGAAGCUUUGUGAGGAUGCAUCCCGCAUCUACGACGUGUGUGUGGAGCAGAGCAGGCGUAGUACAGGAAUAGGGGAGGGGCGUGGAUCGUCUAUGGGGGCAGGAGAGGACAGGCAGGCGUCUUCUAAUGGCGGGGAGGAGGGGCCUGUCUCGUCAACAGCCGGAGAGGAUGGGCCGGGCCUGUCCAUAAGAGACACAGUGCUGGUAAAAGAUGCUGUACAGUCAGGUCCUAGGAGUGUUCCCUUGAAGACACCGGCCAUGUGUGAGGAUACAGUAGCCUCCAAGAAGGGUGCUACAAAGUCCUCCAGGAAAGGCAAGAGCACCAGCAAGCGGCCACCUAAUCAAAACUCGGCUGGGGUGGACGAGGGGACACCGAAGGCUAAGAAGUCAAAGGCCAGUGCAGAAAACCCCUCUGAGUCUGAUAAAGCUGUGCUAAAGAAGAGGCUCACGAUGAUAAUGAACUCAAAGGCUGCUAGUACCCAGGACAGGAAGAAUGAAGCCCCUUUAAGGGUAGCUGAUUUGGACAGGACUGUAGAGGAGAACCCAGUUCUUCAGGACCUGCAAAUGGAACCAAUCCACGAUGAUGAUGAUGACAGUGAUCGGAAGCAUCGAAGGAACAGGAAUCCAGUGAGCUAUGUGCCCAAACCUCUGAAUGCAAAACUUCGGCAGGGGGAUCAGGGUGUAGAAAAUGGGAAUUCAAACAAAGUGAAGGCCGUGAUCUCGAGACAAGCGAUUGCUCGUAAGACUUGUGUCCCCAAAGUGAGCAGAGACGACAAGGAGAAUGUGGAUCAGACGAAAACCAAGUAGAAUGGAACACUAUGUUGUGAUGCACUGAACAAUAGCAUGGCUGCAGACAAAAUCAAGCAGACAGAAACCUUAUGUAACGAGAUUCUUAAAAAACAAGUAUUAUAAGUGGAUUGGAAACUUAUUUAUAGAUAUGAUAAGUUUAAGGUAUAAGACUACAACUAAUAAAAAGAAGUAUGCCAUAUGACAUACAGCAAAAAAAAUAUGUGGUGUGUAUGUUGCUGUAUUUGUAAAGUGUCUUCAAAGCAUCUUCAACUCUCCUGUGAAUUACUUAUAUGUUGUCUUGAACUUCUGUAAAUAUUUUGUGCAUGUUUUCAUGGUAAAGACUUGUCAUUGUAACGUUGUAUAAAGACGAGAGCACAUCAUCGUACCAAACUGUGUAAAUAGAUCAUUUAAAUAGUAGUCUAUAUGUAUUUAUAUUUGUAUGUUUACAGUGUGGAUGCGGUGCAAAAUUAUAUAUUUGAUUUAAUUCAGGUUAAUGUAUAUACUUGAGGGUAUUUGAAUUUCUCCUCUUUUGUUCUGUUGAUCACAAUGUCCCAGAGUAGUCAGCAUGUUGUCUUGGGGUGUCAUCUACAUUUUGUCUUGGGGUGUCAUCUACAUUUUUCAAUAAAUGAAAAUAAAUAUAAUACUAUAGACAUGUUUAGCUCUCCUGAGUCUGAGGUGGCGAUGUGGUCACCCCAUGUGGGGUGUUGGGUGGUCGAUGUUAUAAUCUUUUAGCUGGUUUACCACUCUUUAGGUCAUAAUUUAAUCUGAUCCCAAUGAACAUUGGUCAGAAUUUUUUUCAGGACAAAAUCAAGGUAGUUUAAAUCUUGGUCGGUACGAAUAGAAAUUAGAUCACCAUGUCUUAUCUUUAACAAAAAAUGCUUGCCACUCUGAAGGGCAAUAUUUAUAACUCAAGCUUGAUUUAACUAGGUUGUUAUCUUGACAAUAUCUAGGCGAAUAUUGAAAAUGGGUCCAGAGUGUCAAAAAACAAAGUCACAAGGUAAAACCUUAAAACAUGAGAGGCCAUAUUAUUGACUCGGACUUCAUUAAACUUGGGCAUAAUGUUAAUCUUUACAAUAUAAAGGCCAUGUUUUAAUCUGGUUCAAGUAAGGUCACAUUGUCAAGUCGUCAACAAUUGAUGUCCCUGAACUAAGAUGAGAGCUAAAGGGCCCUCUUGCUAGAUAUCCAAGUGUGUAUUAUUGUGUGGAAUUUGUUUGUUUGAUCAUAUGAUAUAUGCAUUUUCAAGUUUUUUUCUAAAUGUAGACACUUAAACAUUUUUUUCAGAAGAUAUUUAACCAUUUCCCACUCAGAAGCAAAGUGAAAAUGGCUAUGUGCAAACAGCAUAAAACCAUAACAGCAUGCGAGUGACUCGCAGUCUGUUUAAGUUUUAUUCUGUUUGCUGUUCAUCAGUAUCUCAGGUUAGGAAAUGAAGCUUUAUAAACUUGAAUCUAGUUAGAAGAAUCUUAAUUAACUUAAACUUUUUAAGGGACUACAAAUGCAUCAAAAUAUGUAUCUAAGUGGUAAAGGGUUAAAUAAUAUAUAUAUUUUCCUUGUUUUAUUUGUCACUUUAUUAGCAGAGAUGUUUGUUUGUAUUUAUUUAUGUGUACUUUCCUUCAAUUUAUUUUCAACUAUAAUUUGUUUUAAUCUUUCAAUUAUAAUUUGCUUUAUAUACAUUGCAUCUUUCAUUCAAUUCUUUUGAUGUUUUAAUGCAUACCAAGUCAACCCAAAUGUACCUUCUACAUGUAUAUAGAUAAGUCUAGUUAAGUUUUUGUGCACAAAAUGCAUUACCUGACGUUUGUGAAAGGUCAAAACUAGAACAUAUGUUAAACAAUUACAAAUACUUCCAUGUAAAAAAUAACUGGUUUUCUAAAGACCAAGUUAUUACAUUUUUAAAAUGGAUCUAUGUGCAUAAAGUUUGUUUUUUUUUGUUUAUCUAUUAUUCUUAAUAGGCUUUACCUAUUGUCCUUAAUACAAUCUCUCCCGUUUCUUAUUUUUGAUUGUCACAAUGUCAUGUUAACUUUCCUGUGUGUUUGGGCUGUCAUGAGUGAAAAGACAUUUGUUUUUGUGCAGAAGAAAGAUUGUUUAAUUGACUGAGGAUCUUGUUGUCAUGUUUUGAUAGCUAUUGCUGUUGUUUUCACAUCAUGUUUUGUGUAUAACAUGUUCUACACCUUGGCAUCAAAUUGUUUGCCUUGUGGAAUUUGAUUAAUAUCUAACAAAAAUAAACUUUAUUUGAGCUGGGUUAUAUGUUGUAGCUCCAAAUAGUGACUGAUUAAUAACUCUACUGACUGGAUGUACAAAAUAUACCAGGGUAUUUUGUUUUUGGCCAAUAUCAGUGUAGAGGUAUAAUAAAUGAGAUUAUAUUGUGUGGUAA